UGCUGCUUGUCGGUAAAAUGGGGCAGGGCUGUCAGGACGCUUGGCCGAAUCUUGAAUAGCCAAUGCAUGUAAUUGUGAAAAGAUAGAAAUUCUCGUUUAACCACAGGCCCUAUGGAUCCUAACAGGAUUAUACAGGCUUUGAAGGGAACGAUAGACCCUAACCUUAGGAUAGCGGCGGAAAAUGAACUCAAACAGUCUUUCAAGAUUAUCAAUUUUGCCCCCACCCUGCUCCAAAUCAUUGUGUCGGAGCAGGUGGAGUUCCCUGUUAGGCAGGCAGCGGCCAUUUACCUGAAGAAUAUGAUGGGGCAGUACUGGCAAGAUCGAGAGCCUGGCCCAGGGGAGGCGGUCUUUCCCUUCAACAUUCACGAGAAUGACAGACAGCAGAUCAGAGAUAACGUUGUUGAGGCCAUCAUCCAGUGUCCUGAGUCCAUACGGGCUCAGCUGACCGUGUGUCUGCGGGCCAUCAUCAAGCAUGAUUUCCCUGGGCGCUGGACAGCCGUUGUGGAUAAGAUCGGCAUGUACCUGCAGUCCCAGAACAGUGGCAGCUGGUACGGCAGUCUGUUGGCGCUAUACCAGCUGGUCAAGACCUAUGAGUUCAAGAAAGCUGAGGAGAGGGACCCAUUGAUAGCAGCAAUGCAGAUCUUUCUGCCACGCCUCCAGCAGCUCAUGUCCCAGCUGAUACCCGACGCCACCGUCUUCUCCGUGCUGAUCCAGAAACAGAUCCUGAAGAUCUUCCAUGCACUUAUACAGUACUCCCUGCCUCUCCAGCUGAUCAACAACACCGUCAUGACCCAGUGGAUGGAGAUCCUGAGAGCUGUCACGGACCGAGGUGUUCCCCCGGAGACUCUGGAGGUGGAUGAGGAUGACCGGCCUCAACUGGUGUGGUGGAAGUGUAAGAAGUGGGCGCUGCAUAUCAUCACACGGUUGUUCGAGAGGUAUGGAAGUCCAGGCAAUGUUACAAAGGAGUAUUUUGAGUUUGCAGACUUUUUCCUAAAGACGUAUGCCGUGGGGAUUCAGCAAGUUUUACUGAAAGUGGUGGACCAGCACAGACAGAAGCAGUAUGUGGCUCCCCGUGUGCUCCAGCAGUCUCUUAACUACCUGAACCAGGGCGUGUCACACUCACUGACCUGGAAACAGAUGAAACCACACAUGCAGGCGAUAAACCAGGACGUGAUCUUCCCACUGAUGUGCUACAAGGAUGAAGACGAAAAGCUGUGGCAAGAGGACCCUUACGAGUACAUCCGCAUGAAAUUCAAUUUAUACGACGACCAUGUUUUCCCUGCAACGGCUGCUCAAAGUCUGCUGUGCAAAGCAGCCAGAAAACGAAAGGAAGUUCUUCCUCAGAUGAUGGAGUUCUGCCACCAGAUCCUGAUGGACCCUGGUGCUGACCCUCGCAGGAAGGAUGGUGCUCUGCACGUCAUCGGCUCCCUGGCUGAGCUCCUGCUGAAAAAAAGAUUGUACAGGGAUCAAAUGGAACUAAUGUUACAGAACUACGUGUUUCCACUGCUAAACUCAAACCUCGGCUACUUGCGAGCUAGGUCCUGUUGGGCUCUACAUUCACUAAAUUCCUGCUGGGUCCUGCACUCGUUCAGCCCACUGAAGUUCCAUGAUGAGCUGGUCCUGAGGAACGCGGUGGAGCUGGUCAAGCAGGACCUGAUCGCCGACAAAGAAAUGCCGGUCAAGGUGGAGGCGGCCAUCGCCCUGCAGACCCUGGUCAGCAACCAAGAGCAAGCUAAGGUCUACAUCCGGCCUUACAUCCGGCCAGUCAUGCAGGAGCUGCUGCACGUCAUCAAGGAGACUGAGAAUGAUGACCUCACCAACGUCAUCCAGAAGAUGAUCUGCGAGUAUAAUGAGGAAGUGUCCGUCAUCGCUGUGGACAUGACACAGAACCUGGCUGAGAUCUUCCGUAAGGUGCUGGAGAGUGAGGAGUAUGAGGAGUGUGAAGAUAAGACGGUCAUGGCUCUGGGGAUUCUCAGCACCAUCGACACCAUCCUCACCGUCAUGGAGGACCACAAGGAGAUUACCCAACAGUUGGAAGGCAUCUGCUUACAGGUGAUCGGCUUGGUUCUGCAGAAGCCCAUCAUAGAGUUCUAUGAGGAGAUUCUGUCGCUGGCGUUCGGCCUGACCUGUCAGACCAUCUCCCCACAGAUGUGGCAGCUGCUGGGGGUGCUCUUCAACGUCUUCCAGCACGACUGCUUUGAUUACUUCACAGAUAUGAUGCCCCUGUUGCAUAAUUAUGUUACCGUGGAUACCGAUACACUUCUGUCCAAUCCCAAACAUCUGGAGAUUAUCUACACCAUGUGUAAGAAAGUGUUGACCAGUGACGCCGGGGAGGAUGCUGAGUGCCACGCUGCCAAACUCCUGGAGGUCAUCAUCCUGCAGUGCCGUGGCAGGGGCAUCGAUCAGUGCAUCCCCCUGUUUGUGGAGGCCGUUCUGGAGCGCCUGACGCGGGGAGUGAAGUCCAGUGAGUUGAGGACCAUGUGUCUGCAGGUGGCCAUCGCUGCUCUCUACUACAGUCCCGCCCUCCUGCUGCACACACUGGACAACAUCCGCUUCCCUCACAGCCCCGAGCCAAUCACAGCGCAGUUCAUCAACCAGUGGAUGAAUGACACAGAGUUCUUCUUGGGUCUCCACGACCGUAAGAUGUGCAUCAUCGGCCUGAGCAUGCUGAUGGAGCUGCCCAGCCGGCCGGCGGCGGUGGACACGGUGGCCGGCCAGAUCAUCCCCUCCAUCCUGCUGCUCUUCCUGGGCCUCAAGCACAUCUACGCCUCCCGCAUGCUCCACAAACAGGAGGCCCUGGCCAGGGGCCAAUGCACCGAGGAGGAUGAAAACGAGGAGAUUCCGAGCGAUGAGGAUGAGGUGAGCGAGAACCGGAGCGCCAUGCAGCAGUCCUGCAGCGCUCCGGCCAGCCAGGGGGACGAGGAUGACGAGGAUGAUGAGGAUGACGAUGAUGACUACUGGGAUGAAGAAGGGCUGGAGGGCACACCGCUGGAGGAGUACAGUACGCCCCUGGACUAUGACAACGGAGAGGACGAGUACCAGUUCUUCACAGCAGCCCUGUUGCGGGUCCAGAGCUCAGAUGCGGGCUGGUACCAGAGUCUGACGGCUCCACUCAGCGAUGACCAGAAGAAGCAGCUGCAGGAGAUCUACAGCCUGUCACAGCAGAGGAGGAGCACCGUCACCAAGGGACAGUGUUGAAUUGGAAAGAGGAAAUGCUGGAGGAGCACAUGGAGCGAAGGCUUUGGGCUGGGAUCUUUAGCAGAUUAACCCAGGAACCGGUUCAGUCUAGAUCAGACCUUAAGCAUCCCAUCAUGAACUGGUUUCACACUCAAUCAUCUAACCAGACCCCCUGUGGUCCACUCUAAAGCUUGAGAUCCGGGAGCUAGACUGGACCACUGAGGCCACAUGGCUGUGGGCUAGAGGUUGCUUUGGGUCAGCCAGCCACCAGCUCACUCAUUCACCAGUGCUGUGUUUGUGAGAGAGAGAAAGAGUGUGUUUGUGUGUGUGUGUGCGAGAGAGAGAGAGAGAGAGAGAGAG
Molecule: messenger RNA, 3537 nt
Organism: Clupea harengus (Atlantic herring)
Lineage: Eukaryota; Metazoa; Chordata; Actinopteri; Clupeiformes; Clupeidae
Gene: ipo8
Product: importin 8
Biological process (GO): protein import into nucleus
Cellular component (GO): nuclear envelope; cytosol
Molecular function (GO): small GTPase binding
Source: RefSeq, a predicted model, not a curated record